Molecule: messenger RNA, 1302 nt
Organism: Miscanthus lutarioriparius
Lineage: Eukaryota; Viridiplantae; Streptophyta; Magnoliopsida; Poales; Poaceae
Source: the annotation of a GenBank genome assembly
AUGACCGGCACCAAGAGCAAGUCGUCCACCAAGGCCGGCUCGCCGCUCCUCGGCAAGUACGAGCUCGGCCACCUCCUCGGCCGAGGCAACUUCGCCAAGGUAUACCACGCGCGCUGCCUCGCCGGGGGCGACCCCGUGGCCGUGAAGGUUCUCGACAAGCCCGAGCUGGCCGCCGCGGGCAUGGCGUCGCGGCUCCUGCGCGAGGUCUCCGCCAUGCGGCGGCUGAGCCACCCCAACGUGCUCCGCCUCCACGAGGUGCUGGCCACGCGGUCCAAGGUGUACCUCGUGAUGGAGCUGGCCCCGGGCGGGGACCUCCUGUCCCGCCUCGCCUCCCUGCCGUUGCGCAGGCUCCCCGAGCACGCCGCGCGGCGCGUGUUCCUGCAGCUGGCGUCGGCGCUCAUCUACAGCCACGCGCGCGGGGUGUUCCACCGCGACGUGAAGCCGCAGAACGUGCUCCUGGACGCCGACGGCAACCUCAAGGUGUCCGACUUCGGGCUGGCCGCGCUCCCGGACUCGCUCCGCGACGACGGGCACCUGCACACGGCGUGCGGCACCCCGGCGUUCGCGGCGCCCGAGGUGCUCCGCCGGAAGGCCUACGACGGCGCCAAGGCCGACGCGUGGUCCUGCGGCGUCAUCCUCUUCGUCCUCCUCGCGGGCCACCUCCCCUUUGACGACGCCAACAUCGCCGACAUGUGCCGCAAGGCGCACCGCCGGGAGUACACCGUGCCACGGUGGGUGUCGCAGCCGGCGCGCCGCCUCGUGGCGCGCCUGCUGGACCCGAACCCGGCGACGCGCCUCGCCGUCGCGGAGCUGGCCAGCCACCCCUGGUUCAAGCGCUCGCUCAGCGUGGACUCCCAACUCGGGGGCCUGCUGGGCGGCCAGGCGGAGCGCGAGCUGGCGUUCCAGGCCCCGCCGGCGCUGAACGCCUUCGACAUCAUUUCCAUGUCCCCCGGGCUCGACCUGUCGGGGCUGUUCCGCGAGAGCAGGCGCAGCCGCGAGAAGCGGUUCAUGACGACGGCGUCCCCCGAGCAGACGGUGGAGCGGCUCGGGCAGGCUGGCGCCAAGCUCGGCUACUUCAUGGUGGGGAAGAAGGGAGUGGAGCGCCUGCCGCUGGGCGGCCUGUCGGGUCUCGUGGCCAUGUCGAUGGAGAUGUCGGAGGUGUCGCCGGAGCUGAUGCUAGUGGAGCUGAGGCUGGAGGGCGGCGACGGCGACGGCGACGAGGCCGAGGCGUUCGGGUGGGAGGAGCUCCGGGUGGAGCUGGGCGACGUGGUGACAGCAUGGCACGUGUGCGAAGAAGGUUGA